CUUUUCUGUGGGUUCCCUGGUUCAUAUCAAAGCGAAGCUGCAAGACAAAUAUUUUCUAUGGCGAAAGAUGAAACAUUUUCUGUAAAAGAAGCCGUCCACAAGCUGCAGCUUUUCCUCCUCGAUGGCAUUCGCCAUGAGAACCAACUCUUUGCUGCUGGGUCACUGAUGUCUCAAAGCGACUAUGAGGAUGUAGUGACUGAACGGUCUAUCUCUGAACUCUGUGGUUACCCCCUCUGCAACAACCAUCUACCAUCGGAGCGGCCUGGGAAGGGUCGGUACCGCAUUUCUCUCAAGGAGCACAAGGUCUAUGACCUACAAGAAACCUACAUGUACUGCUCUUCCGGUUGCCUCAUCAAUAGUCGGGCAUUCGCAGGGAGCUUGCAACCAGAGAGAUGCUUGGUCUCGAACCCUUUAAAGAUUAAUGAGGUUCUGAAUUUGUUUGGUGAUUCUAGUAUCGAUGAAUCAGUUUUUGGGAAGAAGGGGGAUUUAGGGCUCUCUGAUUUGAAGAUUCAAGAGAUAGAGGACACCAAGACUGUUGGGGAGUUGUCGAUGGAGAAUUGGGUUGGUCCAUCAAAUGCAAUUGAAGGCUAUGUCCCCAAGGAUCGUAGCCAUUUCAAAUUUUCUCGUCUUAAACAGCAUGAUGAAGGGUCUAAAACUGGACGUCCCAAACCGAAGAAGGGUACAGAAGCGAAUGAGAUGGACUUCACCAGUGUUGUAACCAUAGGAGAUCCAUUUAACAAUCCCAAAACCUCUUGUUCUCCUUUAAUUGAUGGUUCUGAAUCUUUGUUUAAAUUGUCAAGAGAAGGGGAGGUGAGUAGUAAAGUUAUGGGUUAUGAAUCUAGCCCUCCGAAGGCAACCCCUGCCCCCUUCCGGAAGUGGAAUGGUUCUUUACCUCAAUUGAAAGAACCAAAAGAGGAAGUUAGUGGUACAACGUUGGCAAUUAUGUCAAGAAACCCUUCUUCCUCUUUUGGUCCCAGCCAAAGUGCUUAUAGUACCAGUCCUAGAGAAUCCAAAAGGGAAGUUGGUGUGGGAGAAACAACUCAAUCGAUUGAAAACACAUUAAAAUCCUCUUUAAAGUGUUCAGGUGCUAAGAAAUCAGUCCGCAAUGUUUCCUGGGCCGAUGAGAGAAAAAUCAGCAAUGAGGACAAUGGAAAAAUCAGCAAUGAGGACAAUGGCAAUAUCUGCAGUGGAAGACAGAUGGGGGAAGUGACGGAGCAUGCCGAGAGCUCAUCCGGAUUGAGUGUAGAAGAUGAUGAUAGUUCUGUAUGGCUUGCAUCUGCAGAAGCCUGUGCAGCUGCAUUGAGCCAGGCAGCAGAAGCUGUCGCUUCUUGUGAAUCUGAUGUGUCCAGUGCUGUAAUGGAAGCUGGAAUUAGGAUAUUGCCCCAUACACAAGAUGCUGAUGAAGAAAAUUCGGAGAGUGUGUACGAACCAGAGCUGAUGAGGUGGGCACAGAAGCCUGGGUUUGCACAUUUUGAGUUACAUGGCAAAAUGUAUUGUGAAUCCUGGUAUGACACAGUGCCAGAGGGCUUCAGUCUGGGUUUAUCAUCAUUUGCAACCAUGUUCAUGGCACUAUUUGGCUGGAUUACAUCCUCCUCUCUGGCAUAUAUAUAUGGACGGGAUGAAAGCUCCUGUGAAGAAUUUUCAGUGGUUAAUGGAAGGGAGUACCCUUGCAAGAAAGUCCUGAGUGAUGGCCGGUCUUCUGAAAUCAAGCAAACUUUAGCUGGUUGUCUUGCUCAGGCAUUGCCAGGCCUAGUUAUGGAUCUGAGGCUGCCAACUCCAGUAUCUUCUUUGGAACAGGGCUUGGGACACUUACUGGAUACAAUGUCAUUUCUGGUUGCACUACCACCAUUCAGAACAAAACAGUGGAAUGUGAUUAUUCUAGUGUUUAUUGAUGCUCUUUCAGUGUCUAGAUUUCCUGCACUUACCCCAUACAUGACUAGUAGAAGGAUGCUGCUCCACAAGGUGCUAGAUGGUGCAGCAGUUAGUGUUCAAGAGUAUGAGACCAUGAAAGAUAUUGUUCUUCCUCUCGGCCGGUUACCUCAGUUCUCUACUCAAAGCGGAGCUUAACCAAGAACAGAA
Messenger RNA from Telopea speciosissima, 2079 nucleotides. Its product is annotated as putative RNA polymerase II subunit B1 CTD phosphatase RPAP2 homolog. Gene Ontology annotation, cellular component: nucleus; cytoplasm. The transcript has 7 exons. NCBI's taxonomy places the organism in Eukaryota, Viridiplantae, Streptophyta, Magnoliopsida, Proteales, Proteaceae. The record is from RefSeq and is a predicted model, not a curated record. The coding region runs from base 58 to 2067 and encodes 669 amino acids. Gene Ontology annotation, molecular function: RNA polymerase core enzyme binding; RNA polymerase II CTD heptapeptide repeat phosphatase activity.